Molecule: messenger RNA, 1856 nt
Organism: Phlebotomus argentipes
Lineage: Eukaryota; Metazoa; Arthropoda; Insecta; Diptera; Psychodidae
Product: histone-lysine N-methyltransferase PRDM9-like
Exons: 2
Coding region: 92-1780 (562 amino acids)
Cellular component (GO): nucleus
Source: RefSeq, a predicted model, not a curated record
GACGAGUUGGAACGCGAAUCCCAUUUUGAGUGCGCGUCAAAAUUUUGCUCUGGUUGUUUUCCUAAGUUUUCCAGCCAAUUUUCCAUCCAAAAUGUUCCAAGUGGUUGGCAAAUUGGAGACUCAAAGCGAUAUUUGCAUGGUUUCGGUGAAAACACCGGGCGUGAAGAGGAAAAUAGUACAAAGUGGACAGGACAAUUUCAUCAUAACGCAGAAAGAGAGUCCAAGGAAGAGCACCAUGCCGACUGGUCAGAAGAGCAAUUGGCAGCAGUUGGGAACGAGCAGAGGGUCAAAGUUGAGAGGGCAGAGUGAUGAGCGUGAGAAGACCUUCAAUUGCUUGGUGUGCAACAUCAAAUACGAUGAGAGAAGUCAUCUCCUGUCCCAUCUGAAUGUGGAUCACAACGUGACACUGUACAAGUGCGACUUCUGCGAGGAGAAGUUUGCCGACUCGGCUUUCCGGGAGCGUCACAUCACGAAGGUUCACGUGCGCUUCCCCAUGGAGACGAUUGAGGAGCUGGAGGCUCCUCCGAAUGAGGACGAGAACGAGGAAGCCGACGAGGAGUUGUACGACAAUUUGGACCCGGACGACGAAGAGUGGCGGCCCCGCGGAGAGAUGGAGGAGGAAGAGGAGGAGGAGGAGGUGAGAAAAGUCGUGAAGAGCCCUAAGAAGGUUGUGAGCAGCCCGAAGAACGUCGAGGUGAAGGCCAGACAGGGCUUUGUGGGACGGCCGAAGAUGUUCGGCAACAAGGUGGGACGCCCAACCAAUGCCGCGCUGCUGGAGUGGAGGAAAAGACGUGCUGGCAGUAAGGUGGAGACGCAGCCAAUUGAGGUGAGAAUGGCGGCGGGAUCGGACGACGAGGAGGACGUGGUGGAUCCGUGGUGGGCGAAGCCUAAGGAGGUGCCGGACGAGAGGAAGGUGAUAAAGGAUGUGUUCAAGAUGUGUCACAUCUGUGGCGAGAUGCGAGUCACUCUGGGAUCGCAUCUGCGCAAGGUGCACACGGAGUUCACCAACUGUCCGACCUGCAAUGGGAAGAUCAAGGUGGGCGAGGAGACGCCACAUCGAUGCCCUCGCCGCAGGCCCACCUACACGUGCGCCUGUGGCCUGGAGUACACUGUCCGGGAGCACAUGCACGGCCACAUGCUGGAGAAGGAGUCACCGAAACAUCAGAUUCAGUGUCGCCACUGCAAUCUGACGUUCCGGGACUUCCAGUUGUAUCACGAUCACCAGGAUGCGAGUCAUCCGCUGCCGUUCAUCUGUCACGUGUGCGCGAAGCCCUUCAGCAAGAAGUGCAACCUCAAGUCGCACAUCUACAGCAUUCACGUGAAGGAGAAGCCGCCGAUGAAGUGCAAGAUGUGCGGCGCUGAGUGCCUGGGCGAGCGCAACAUGAAGCGCCACAUCAACCACGUUCAUCGCAAGGCCACGCGCAUCAACUGCUCGAUCUGCAACAUCAGCAUCUUCGACAAGGUGUCCCUCAGGCGCCACAUGAUGUACAAGCACGGCCUGAAGAAGGAGUUUGUCUGCAAUGUGUGCAAGAGGGAGUUCGCCACGGCCGACGCGCUGCGAUAUCACAUCACCACGCACACCGGAGAGCGCCCCUUCCCGUGUCCCUUCUGCCCGAAGGCCUUCAAGAUCAACUCCGAGCUGCGAAAGCACUACAGAGCACACAAGGAGCUCACCAUCAAGUGUCCCUCCUGCAGCGUGUACUGCCUCAAUGCGGAGGAUCUCAAAGCGCAUCUCCGACGCUAUCCCGUGCACGAUGUCAAGUUCUCAGCGGAUGACUAAGAAGUCCCGCACGCAUCAUUAUCACAAAAUGUUCACAGUUUUAAGUUCAGUUCAGAAUAAAGCCAUAGCCAAACGA